Jaculus jaculus (lesser Egyptian jerboa) is the source of this 1164-nucleotide messenger RNA. RefSeq names its product translation initiation factor IF-2-like. The transcript is spliced from 3 exons. The record is from RefSeq and is a predicted model, not a curated record. Lineage: Eukaryota; Metazoa; Chordata; Mammalia; Rodentia; Dipodidae. Bases 25 to 699 code for a protein of 224 amino acids.
CGCGUGAGCGCUGGAGUCCGCCGUAUGUCGAUCCCAUGGGGUGCUUGUGCAGGGUCCGGGGGCCCCCACGAAGGACCCCUCCCGGGCUGGGGCGAGCGGGCCAAGCGGCCUCUUGCUGCCCCUCCCUGCCUCCCAGGGGGCCGGGAAAGCGCGCUUUCACUUUCGAAGGGUGGAAUGCCCCGAGCAGAGGCCCCGCGGGUCAUUCGCCCCGGGCUGGACCUGGUGCCGGCUGGAGAGUCCGGUGGUGUGCGGCACCCCGGGAGACAGCAGCCUGGAGGCCCGGGGCUCUGGUGCAGGGAGCCUAACCCAUGGAGCUCCGGAACGCGCUGGCGUGGGGCGGACAGGAAAACGCUGGUGCUAGUUGGGGGCUGCAGAUGCCCUUGGGGGUCCCCAUUGCCGCAGGAGUCCUGGGUCUUCUCGCCCUCCUGGCUUUGGCCUGUCAUUGCAUCAAAGAGGCCUGGAACUCCAAGUGGAAGCCUACCUGUUGGGGCUGGAGUGGGCACCCGCCCUGGAAGGGCCUGCAGCUCGUCUCCCUCCACAGCCCGGAGGAGCCCCAUCCGCAGAGCCUGCUCCGCAGCCCUACUGCGGAGGGACCCCCACUCACCUAGUAAGCAUCGGAAAGAAACACCUGUCAGUGUGGCCUGUGCGCUGGAAUCCAGGCCUGCGGUUGGGCCUCCCCGCCCCACAGGUGCAGGAUGAGGGAGGGGACGUUAGAAGCGGCUCCCUCCCCUGGCCUGUGGCAUGGAUGCUUUCUCCUGAAGGAUCAGCCUCUGUCAUCCCGCCCUUAGCAGUAGUCCCCUCCAUGGGGUGAUGGGCUGACCCAAAGGAGAGCCACGGGCUGGCUGGGCGAAUGAAGGCCUGUGGCCCUGUCAGCUACUGGUGAACAGCGGAACAGGCAGAAGGAAGCUGGGCCCGGCCUGACCCUCUCUCUAACUCCCCCACCCCGCCUCCAGUUACAUUCCCGUUGCAGUGACCAAAUACCUGGCCAGAAACAACUUAUGAGAGAAAGGGUUUGUUUCAGUUUACAGCUCAAGGGGAUAGGAUCCAACAUGGUGGGAUGUCUUGAUGGCAUGAACAGCUGGUCAAUCAGUCUCAAGCCAGGAAGGAAAGAGAUGAAUACUGAUACUAGCUAGCUCUCUCCUUAAUUAAAAUUUUUUAUAUUAA